AAAUAAAAAACAGUCCGUUGCGGUUGAGUUUGGUGAAGGAAGUCCCAGGUCGCGCAUAAAUUCGUGUAUCGAUCUCUUUCUGCAAUCCAGAGUUCCAGACUCAAAAUCGAAAUCCCAUAUCUAUUAAUUUCACCAAUCAAACUUCGAAGAACCCCAGAAACCUCUUCAAAAUGCAAGCAAAAGCCCAUCAAAUCCUCCUUCAAUUCCCUGACUCAGGCGUACAAACCCUAACCCUAGAUCACACCCAAGCCAUAACCCUCCACAGCCUCAAGCUCUCUCUUUUCCCCAAUAAUCGAAAUCUCUCCUCUUUCUACUUCACUCUCAAUGGAAAACCCCUUCAUGAUUCUACUCUUAUUCCAAAUCAUAAAAUUUCUCGUCUUUCCACCCUCGUUUUGCACUCUCGCCUCCCUGGAGGCGGUGGCGAUGGCGGUGCAACGGGUGCUGAGUCCCGUGACUGCUAUCUGAACAUGUACGCCGACAAAAAGCCUGAUAAGGUUGAUCCGAACGAGCAGAGACUUUCGAAAUGGCUCAAUUGCGCUCUCUCCAACGAGCCCUUGACGCAGCCCUGCGUUAUCGAUCGCCUUGGUAAUAUAUUCAACAAGGAGGCGUUGGUAGAGGCUUUGAUAGGCAAAAAAUUACCCAAGGAGUUCGGAUACAUAAAGGGUUUAAAGGAUAUGUUAAAUAUCAAGCUAGAACCAAUUCCUGGUGAGGAAUCAAAUAAUGCAAGAUUUCAUUGCCCGAUAACAGGGUUGGAAUUCAAUGGGAAGUAUAAGUUUUUUACUUUGAAGAAUUGUGGCCAUGUUUUGAGUGCUAAGGCAUUGAAGGAGGUGAAAUCAUCAUCAUGCUUGGUUUGUUACAAGGAAUUUGAGGAAUCUGAUAAGAUUGUGAUAAAUGGGAACGACGAGGAGGUGGCAGUUUUGAGGGUAAAGAUGACGGAAGAGAGAUUAAAAGUGAAGGAUAAGAAGCCAAAGAAAGUGAAAAAUGGGGAGGUGGCUGUUAAUGGAGAAGAUAGUGUGGUUCUGGAUUCACAGUGUUUAAGUGGUAAAAAGCAUGGGCUUGUUGAUGCUAAGGGUGUAGAGAAAGUUGUUGGUGAAGUGGAAGCAAACGGGAAGGUUGAGACUGUAAAAGGAGUGACUAAUGGUGGCGCAGCGAAGCGGUUCAAGGCAGCAGAUAGGGCACCAGCCAAUGCAAACAAAGAGGUGUAUGCAUCUAUAUUUACUUCUUCUAAGAAGUCAGAUUUUAAGGAGACAUUUACCUGUAGGUCGCUCCCACUUGGUAGGAACUGAUUGCUGAAGGUUUGCGAGGGUGUCGUCUGUCCAUUUUUUAGUUGAUGCUUUUAUUUUCUUUGUACGCUGUAAUUUAGAGUUAAUUGUUUGGAAAUUGGAAUAGAAAGGCCUAAUGUCCUGAGGCUUGUCAGCCCUUGUGUCAUCUUUGGUGGUUUGCUGGGAAAUCAAAUCUAUUUGUGUAAUUGUGCUUUUCAUCAUGAAUCAUUACAUGGGAAUUUUUCUCUCUUA
Hevea brasiliensis (rubber tree) is the source of this 1514-nucleotide messenger RNA. RefSeq lists its product as uncharacterized. Gene Ontology annotation, biological process: mitotic DNA replication termination; site-specific DNA replication termination at RTS1 barrier. Bases 171 to 1286 code for a protein of 371 amino acids. The record is from RefSeq and is a predicted model, not a curated record. Gene Ontology annotation, molecular function: protein binding. Gene Ontology annotation, cellular component: nucleus. NCBI's taxonomy places the organism in Eukaryota, Viridiplantae, Streptophyta, Magnoliopsida, Malpighiales, Euphorbiaceae. The transcript has a single exon.